This is a messenger RNA of Monopterus albus (swamp eel), 697 nucleotides long. Its product is annotated as cholesterol 24-hydroxylase-like. Gene Ontology annotation, molecular function: cholesterol 24-hydroxylase activity; heme binding; iron ion binding. The coding region runs from base 85 to 555 and encodes 156 amino acids. Gene Ontology annotation, biological process: cholesterol catabolic process. The record is from RefSeq and is a predicted model, not a curated record. NCBI's taxonomy places the organism in Eukaryota, Metazoa, Chordata, Actinopteri, Synbranchiformes, Synbranchidae. The transcript has 6 exons.
CAACUGGCUUUUUGCAUCAUGGAACUUGCAAGACAUCCUACCAUAGUUGAGUAAGCAAGGCAAGAGGUGGAUGAUGUCAUCGGGAUGAAACGAGACAUAAGCUAUGACGACCUGGGUCAGCUGAUCUAUCUCUCACAGGUGCUAAAAGAGACUCUGAGGAUUUACCCGACGGUUCCAGGUGUAACUCGUGAGCUUCCUGAAGACAUGGUCAUCAGUGGUAUCCACAUACCUGGAGGAUGUGUUUGUGCUUUCAGCUCCUAUGCGACUGGCAGAAUGGAGAAAUUCUUCAAGGACCCACUGACAUUUGAUCCUGACAGAUUUCACCCAGAUGCUCCGAAGCCUUAUUACUGCUACUACCCCUUUUCCCUGGGUCCACGCUCCUGUCUGGGACAGAACUUUGCUCAGAUGGAAGCUAAGGUGGUGAUGGCCAAGCUGCUCCAAAGGUUUGACUUCACUCUUGUCCCAGGACAGACAUUUGACAUCCUGGACACUGGCACACUCAGGCCAAAGAGUGGAGUGGUGUGCACUGUCAGUCACAGGAAUGAUAAGAAAUAGAUGGUCAUACAGUACCAUAACAUAAGAACAAACCAUAACUGUCUGUGUGGUGAAAUUGGGUUGUUGAGUUGCUGAAACCAGCUAACCAGCUUACAGCUACAAGUGCAUGAUUAGUUUUAUUUUUUACAAUAUUUCUUCAUUC